This is a messenger RNA of Microplitis demolitor, 719 nucleotides long. RefSeq lists its product as uncharacterized. The transcript has a single exon. The record is from RefSeq and is a predicted model, not a curated record. Gene Ontology annotation, molecular function: cysteine-type endopeptidase inhibitor activity. Bases 190 to 606 code for a protein of 138 amino acids. Lineage: Eukaryota; Metazoa; Arthropoda; Insecta; Hymenoptera; Braconidae.
UUCACGAUUAAUUGUCUAUACGUGAGACGUGGACAUUAGAACAUUUCUAACUCUAUAAAAUUUUUAGUACAUUAGUCAGCCUUGGUGCGUUUAAUUCACUUGUAUUAACUGUUGUUUAAAAACGUGUCUUUUCUACUCUAAAGCUACAAUUAAGAGUUUUAUUAAUAUUUUCAAGCAUCACUCGAUAAAAUGUUCAUCGAACAUAAUCUAUUCAAAUCAAUAUUGGUGUUUUUUAUACUGCAAGUUUCGCUUAUCAUUGUUAUUGCUGAUGAAGGCCAGGAAGAAUGGCGUCAGUUUGACGUCAAUUCACAAGAUGUCAAACAAUUAGCCAAAAACGCUUUUGAUGAAUACUCGCACGGCAGCAAUGACAGCAAUGAGUUUGCUAUCGUGGAAAUCAUCAGUGCGUCUUACAAACUAACAUCAGAUUCAGCAGUUCAUUAUCGUAUUGAAGCUAAAUUCGGUGAAACCAAUUGUCCAAAGGGCCAUUAUGCUGAUAUUUGCAAGCUGCUUAAAAAAGGGGUUGUAAAGAAAUGUGACAUUUCUGUCUAUCAUCCAUAUCAUGCAAGCAGUUAUACUUCUGUUGAGUGCAGUCCAUCUAAAAAUUGAUUAUUUUUUAUUCAUAAGUCAGCUAAUGAAUUUAUUUCUCAAUGUAUCUGUUGUAAAAAUGUAUUACAUUGCUCUAGCUGUCACUAAUUUUGAAUAAAAGUUAAAUACAACAA